GAGAAGCUGUAAUUGUCAGAUAAGGUUGUUCCAGUGACAUAGACAGUCAGGAUCAAAGUCUACAGGAAGGAGGGACGGUGGACUGCAGACAUAUAUUACAACAAGGCUGGAGUAAGCGGUGCUGUCUCCCUGCGGAUUGCUGCCAGAGAGAGAGAGAGACAAGUUGUCAAUGAGAGCUCCUGCAGUUGUUUGGUGGAAACUUUAGCUGCAUAUCAGGCGUUUACGGGCUGCUUGAAUGACAGCGAGCAGGGCGGAAUCGGUUCCUCAUUGUUGUAUAAUUGCCAGUUGUGUAUAGAGCUCUUUCUGUUCGCGGCAUGGCGACAUUACUCUCUCUCUCUUUUUUAACUUCUGAGCGUGAGUCAACUUAUUGCCAAUGAGCGCGAGUCGCAGCUUGUGUGAAGUUCAUCAUCAUCAUCACCACCACCAUCAGCAGGAGCAGCAGGAGCAGGAGAAGAAGACCUUUUAAGGAGCUUUGAAGGAGGCAAAGUUGGAUUAUUGUCGCGCGGAGGAGCGCCUGUUUUCUUUCUUCUUUCUGUUUGUUGAGGUUUAUUCUGCCGGAGGAAGUUAUGACUUCGGUUUGGAAAAGGCUGCAGCGAGUCGGUAAAAAGGCUUCAAAGUUUCAGUUCGUCGCCUCUUACCAGGAACUCGCUUUGGAGUUUACAAAGAAAUGGCAACCAGACAAGCUCAGGGUGGUGUGGACAAGGAGGAACAGACGCAUGUGCUCCAAGCUCCACAGUUGGCAGCCUGAAAUCAAGAACCCCUACAGGGGCAUGGUGGUGUGGCCCGUCCCAGAGAACAUCGACAUCUCUGUUACACUCUUCAAGGAGGUCAAUGCUGAUGAGUUUGAGGACAAAGAGUGGACGUUUGUCAUCGAGGGUGAGACCAAGGGGCAUCGAAAGGUGCUGGCAUCAGCAGACAUCAACCUGAGGCGGUUUGCCAGUCCGACGCCGACCCAGACUGACCUGACGCUGAAGCUGAAGCCGCUGUCCGUCAAAGUGGUGGAGGCCACGCUCAAGCUGUCGCUGUCGUGUGUCUUCGUUCGAGAGGGGAAAGCCACUGAUGAAGACAUGCAGAGUCUGGCCAGCCUGAUGAGCGUCAAACCCACAGAUAUCGGCAACCUGGACGACUUCAAUGAGAGCGAUGAAGACGAGGACAAGAAGUCCGUCACAGCUACAGUAGUUCGACACACUCUAACUCGCCCAAAUCGCCCCGCUCCUCCUCCGCCCGAGAAGCAAAACUCCACCGGACCCACUUUUCCAGCCUCAGUUCCUGUUUCACAUCAACGGCGCCCCCCGGAGGUUCAAACUGCAGAUGAUCUUACUUCAGUCUCUGGCCGUUCUCACAUUUUUAGACCUCAGAUUGUCAAGUCAAUCGCCCGCCCCUCCUCUCCGUCUCCUUUUUCUGCUGAUGUCCCACCUCUUGCAUCAGCGCCUCCUCUCCCCAAGUCUCACCCCUCUAUCUCAGAGUCAGGUGUUCAGGGGGCGUGGCUGACAUCUGGCACUGACAUCACCCCUGUCCCCCUCCUGAGUAGUCCUGACCUUGAUGCUCUCUGUGACCCUGCAGCUCCGGCCCUUACUGCCUCCCUUCCACGCUCCUCACCCCCUCGCUCGUCUUCUUUUUCCACCUCUGUUUUAUUCUCCUCUCCUCACUCUCAGCUCGCUGUCUCUCCUUCCGCUCCUCCUGCUCAGUCAGGCUCAACACUCCCCCUCACUCAAGCGGACAAGGAAACAACUCCAAGCCCACUGAGCCGACGCGAGGACUCUCCUCAGAAUAACCAGGCGAUGGCCAACAUCAAAAUAUCCAACCAGCCAAUCAGACCUGCCCAAGACUCAAAGGCGGCCAUCACAGAAAACAAAGCUGAACCAGCAAGGAUCAGAGAAGAUGCUGCGGAGCUGGAGCAUCAACCAAUCACAGCAGAAACAGACUCAGAAACACAUCACAUAGUCCCACCUCCCGCUCAACCCGGCGCUCCACCAGCCAAAGAGGAGCCCAAAGAGCCAGAGGGACCCAGUGUGGAGACAUCAACCUCCCCCAAACCACCCAGCGAGCGCGGAGCUUUGGCGCUGGAGCCGCUGCUGCCCUCAAAACCAGAACCAGCGCUGCGGACGGAACAAGUUCUCCAGCCAUCGGGAAAGCCACAACAGGAGGGAGCAGAGGAGGAGAAACCAACCGGGGUCGAGGCUGGUGGUCAGGAGAGUUUCGUCAACAAUAAGGAGCCAGUGUGCGAGGCAGAAAAUCAGCUGUGGGCGACUUUGGAGGAGACCACGGCGGAGACAGCAGCGGAAGGAGGGAUGGAAAGUAGUGAGAGCACUGAGGAGAAGGAUGAGAAGCAGGAGGAGGGUGGUGUAAUAGGGGGCACAGGCCACCCAUCCCUUGCUGUUACCCAGAAGCCCUCCUCGCUCCCUUCUGGUGGACAAACCUUUUACCAGAGUUCUGUUGCCAGUCAGCCAAAUAAACUUGAACACUCUCUAACCAGUCUGGCAGACCGUCCUCAUCCUGGACCUCCUUCAGGGUCUAAGCAAGAGGAAGGAAUCAGCCAGACAGUUAGUGCCAAACCUGCUCUCAGAUGCAGUGGGACACAAAAACAGCCAAUGAAAGGCCUGGAGAUAGCAACCAAUGAGGGGGGAGAAGUUGUUCAAUCAUCGGUGGUGCCAUGGCCCCUCCCUCCGAGCACAAACACUGCCAGCAUGCACUCUGACACCAAACACACCAACUCACACAGUAAGCUAAACGAUGACGCAAAAACGGCAGAAACGUCUACAGAUUCACACAAGAGUCUGGAAAUGAGGGACGAUGAAGACACGAGUCACUCCGGUUUAAAGGACACACACACCGCGAAGAGUUACAGUCCGCAAGUUAAAAGCCUUCACAUACAGACACACACCCCCGGUCUCAACCAACUCACCAAAGACCAACAGCUCCAAGAAGAGGAGAGGUUCUUGUUGGCUAAAAUCCAUCUGAUGACAGGCGACACAUCCCCUGUCUCUGGCCCUCGCAGCAUGAAGCGCCUCAUCCCCGACCCUCGCGACAUUGACUGUGACACCGCAGAGCUUGUUGAUCACAGUCAGGACUUCAUUAUUCCCUGCUUUGAUACCCUGCAGGAAAUAUCACUAACUGCAGAAGAAGAGCCACUGGCCAAUGAGCUUGGGCAAAAGAUGGAAGGAGAGGAGGAUGUGCUAAAAGGCCGACUGUCCGACAUCCCCGAUGGGGCAAAGCAGAAACCACAAUUGCAGGCAGAGAACACCUCCAGCACACACGCCAGCAAUAAACAGACUGACACACACUUCACUCCUCCCAAUCACUGUGAGAUGAAGGCAUCUCGACUUCCCACAUUACCAGAAGAAGAAACCUCCGACCUUAAGUCCCCCGAUCCCGUUCCAGUGGUCAGAGAGGAGGCUGAUGGGAAGGACGAUUCAGUUGAGGACCUGGUGAACUCCAGCCAGUCGCUGCUCCAGUGGUGUCAGAACAUCACCAACGGGUACAAGGGAGUAAAGGUCACCAACUUCAGCACAUCGUGGAGGAAUGGCCUGGCCUUCUGUGCCAUCCUGCAUCACUUCCAUCCGGACAAAAUAGAUUUUGAUCAAUUGGACUCUCAUGACAUCAAACUCAACAACAAGAAGGCGUUUGAUGGUUUCGAGGCGCUGGGCAUCUCCCGUCUGCUGGAGCCGUCCGACAUGGUUCUUCUGUCCGUCCCCGACAGGCUCAUAGUCAUGACCUACCUCAGCCAGAUCCGCUCGCACUUCACCAACCAGGAGCUGAGCGUGCUGCAGAUAGAGCACAACAGCAGCCAGUCCAGCUACGGCCUCGCGCCCUCGGGACCUGGUCCCACGAAUGUCGACGCUGCCGCUUUCUGCAUGGCCAGGCUGAACGAAGGAGUGAGCCUGGAGGAGGGAGGAAGCAGCAUGUUGGUCGUCCCGCCGCCGAGGACCAAACGACUGGUUAAAGUGGAAGAGUCACUGACCCCAGUCCCGCCCCCAAGGUCGGUUAACAAACCAGCCAAAUCUGGAUCUCAGGAUGAAGACACAAUGCCAACAGAAAUCUCUAAUACUACAGAGCUGCAGAGCGCAGCAGAGACUCAGCCUCCCAAACAGGAAGAGGAAACAAUGUGGCUGCAGGACACCAGCCAGUAUGUGCUGAGUGAGAUGGCAGCGCUGGAGACGGAGCAGAAGCACAUCGACAGCAGAGCCGCAGUGGUGGAGAGACGACUGCGAAGCCUCAUGGAAACAGGAAGUGACCGUGAUGAAGAGGAGAGGCUGAUCCAGGAGUGGUUCACUCUGGUGAACAAGAAGAACGCUCUGAUACGCAGGCAGGACAACCUGGAACUACUCCAAGAGGAGCAGGAUCUGGAGAGGAGAUUUGAGCUUCUGAACAGAGAACUUCGGGUCAUGAUGGCCAUAGAGGACUGGCAGAAGUCGUCCACUCAGCAGCAGAGGGAGCAGCUGCUCCUCCAAGAGCUGGUGUCUUUGGUCAACCAGCGGGACGAGAUCAUCAGAGACAUCGACGCCAAGGAGAGAGGGGCCCUGGAGGAGGAUGAGCGUCUGGAGCGCGGCCUAGAGAUGAGGAGGAGAAAACACAGCAACAAAGACAAAUGUGUCCUACAGUGACAAGAGAGGACGUACACAAACAGAUUUCACUACUGAGCCUCUAUACCAGAAAGAUGAUUUUUUUUUCUAUCUUGUUCAUUAUGUUUGCACACAAGAUUAAAAAAAGCAGGACGUUUGGGGCUCUGUAGUUCCCCCCUUUUUUUGUUUUUUUAGUGCCUUUAUCUGAACUGUUGAACUGUCUUCUUUGAAAGUGUGUGCUAAAAAAUGAACGUCCGUUCAGUUUGUCUUAAAGUAAUAGUAUUAUUUUGAUCCUGUUCACAUAUUUUUAUUUAUUUAAAUGAUGAAUCUGAUUGUUGUACAUGUAUUGCACCUAUGAAGUUUUGUGUGACUGUGUGUCUGUGCAGUAUUUGAUCACUGGCUUUGCCCCUUCUUUCUUUUCUAUAAAGGACAUGAUGAGAGCUUCAUGAUCUGCGCACAUGUGCAGGAAUUCGAUCUGUAUCUGGUCAUAUUUGUCUCUUUGUUUCAAAGCUUUCCACCCUGAAAGUGAAAAAUAUUUGGUGGUAAUAUACCAGAACAUAUUCAAUAGAAAAAUAACAUGUGAUAAGUCAUGAGCUGGACUCAAACCGACGGUGCUGAGACAACAGGAUGACCCCCAACAUCACAUUCUGAUGAACCCUGAAAGCCUUUUGACUUAUAGCAAUAUUACACUUGAUUGUUUUAUUUUAUUUAGAUGUUAGAUGUUGAAAGUGUCCUUCAUUUUAAACCUUGUGUGUGCACAAACGACACUCAAGGUGGUCUCCAGCUUACAGUGUUUAUUUGAAGUUAGACCCUGAAUGCCUUAAGUCACCCAUCGUGUGUGGCUGUGAUGCUCAUGCCUGCCUGAUUCACAGAAAUGAACCUGUUUCCUCAUUUCUGUGUACUUUGACUACUGUGUGCACUCUUUUUGAGGUGUGCUGGCAAAGUGGUACUCUGCUUCACAUCUCUACUGUAUACCUAUCACACACUGUAUACCUGAUGUUGCUGUCUGUAUUUAUGAGGUGGAGAUAUAUCGAAUGAUAUUGAUAAAUAUGUUGGAGAAAAAUAAAUAUUGGUUGGUUGCUUACA
Molecule: messenger RNA, 5648 nt
Organism: Chelmon rostratus (copperband butterflyfish)
Lineage: Eukaryota; Metazoa; Chordata; Actinopteri; Chaetodontiformes; Chaetodontidae
Gene: ehbp1l1b
Product: EH domain binding protein 1-like 1b
Exons: 26
Coding region: 567-4604 (1345 amino acids)
Molecular function (GO): protein binding
Source: RefSeq, a predicted model, not a curated record